Molecule: messenger RNA, 7005 nt
Organism: Melanotaenia boesemani (Boeseman's rainbowfish)
Lineage: Eukaryota; Metazoa; Chordata; Actinopteri; Atheriniformes; Melanotaeniidae
Gene: map2
Product: microtubule-associated protein 2
Exons: 20
Coding region: 351-5345 (1664 amino acids)
Biological process (GO): microtubule cytoskeleton organization; neuron projection development
Cellular component (GO): neuron projection
Molecular function (GO): microtubule binding
Source: RefSeq, a predicted model, not a curated record
CUCCCCUCCUUUUCAUCCUUUCAGGUCUCGGAUGUUAUCCUUUCCCUCUGAGAAUCGCAAACAUCAUUUCAUCUAGCCAGGUUCAACUAAGACACGACCUCCCUUGGCUUCCAGCUUUUCUCCAACAAUUUUGACAACUGCCUCGUGAGAUCUGGGGAGAGGGCAGAUUUUUUAGAUCUAACUUCCAAAUUCCCAGACCACUUGAAGAGCUCAUAAUUCAAAUAAUUCGUGGAAGUCUUUGAAGCAGCAUUUGCAAGCACACCCACGACUCUGGACUGAAAGCUGCUCUAAUAAGACGUCGAGACCCCAUCCCUUUGCCCAUCUUCCCCAGGCUGCUAACUUGCACCAGCAUGGCAGACAAUCGAAAGCCAGAAGACAGUGCCCCCCAGUGGGACCCAUCAGGGGGGCAGGAGCCUGGGGGCACCCAUGGAGCCAAUGGCUACUCUUCCUCAGCCUACAGAACCUGCCAGUCUGGUGGAUCCCACAUGGCCACACCCCCUUAUACUGCAAGAGAGAAUGGCUUUAAUGGGGAGCUAAGUGGAGCAAAUGCUAUAACUGCAGAGCAAGUGUCUGCGCGGAUUGUGCAGGAAGUGACGGCAGAGGCAGUGGCAGUCCUGAAAGGAGAGCAGGAGACUCAACGGCUGCCGUCAGUUGAAGAUACCACCAACUUGCCUCCCUCCCCUCCCCCUUCACCUGCAGCUGAGCACUUUGGUCCUCUGGAACAAGAUGUAGGGGAUGAGGAGGAGGCGGGCCCUCUCCGCCGCUUCCAAAAUUCUCGGGAGAGGUGCAAGUUCCUCGCCCCCUCCAUCUCAGUUUCCGUGCCCGAGGACGACCCCUACCACUCCGACGAGGAGUACUAUGAGCACCCAUUGUUCAGCCCUGAGUGGACGCACUCGGGCGCUCGCCCCACAGGGCACGCCGUGGCCUUUAGACAGAUUGAAGAAGAGACCAUGGAGGCUCUUACAGCUGAAUACGAGGAGGAAGUGGAAGAGGAGGAGGAGGAGCAGGAGGAGAGUACAGAGGCAGCAGAAUCCGAGGCAGCUCUUGAUGAGCAGCAGUGGAGUGGGGAAGAGCCCGAGCUGGACAGCCCCCAAGUUGAGUCCUUAGAUCAGGCAGGGGCCAUAGACGAGGCCCAGGAUGUAGACCUGGAGCCUGCCGAGGCAGCUAGUGCUGCUGCAGAAAGCUCUAUGGACAGAGAGGAGGAGGAAGAGGAGGAGGAAGCAGAGGGUGAGGAAAGCCCUGAGACAGCUUUGAAGAUGGACUCGGACAAGCAGGACAGUGGGUCCAUGAGCCCUGACAGUAUUGGGUCGGAGAAACGCCCAGAUGAAUUUUUUGAGCCACAGAUCCAAGGGUUCUUUGCUGGUGAAAGAGUCGUACCUGAGAGCCCCACCAUGGAUAUGCCAUCCUUUGUACCUCCAGAUGUUCAAAGCCAAGCCAAAGAAUCAACCAGAUCUCUAACACUUCAGCCCACAUAUGGUGAGCCAAUCACAGUGUCUGAAAAACAGCCAUCAGUGGAGGUGGUGGAGUUCAGCAGCAUCGGUGCUCCUUCUGAUUUCUCCCCACUGGGAGUCAAAGUUCAAGGAGGAGAUGCACCAAGAGAUGCCAGAGACAGAUCUGGCAUGUCGGCAUAUUUCGAAACUUCAGCCAUGGAGGUUGAUGAAGGUCCCCUCUGUAAGGGAGAGGGUUAUUACGAACUCAGUCGAUCUGGUGAAAAGAACGUUACAGGUGAUACCAGGUCUCAGGAAAUUAGCUACAGCACAUUAGCUGAGGCAAAUGAUAAGCCUGAAAUGAAGACAAGUACAGCAGGAGACACUGGCACAUUUACAGUUCCUGAAAAGAGUAAUGACUGCAGGCUUUCUCCUGGUAAACUCGCCUUAGACCAGAGGAGUUACUCACUUAACAUCACCAUUGGAUCAAUGGAUCAGAGUGGCCAAGGCAGACCUAGGAACUUUUCCCCACUGGCCACAGACAUCAUGUCAUACACUAGUGGAAGUCUAGAUGAGUCAGCUGACUACCUUCCAGUUUCUACACCUGCAGUAGAUAAGCCUCCAUCAUUCCCUCCCCUCAUCCUGGAAACGGCUGCUUCUGUCACUUCAGAUUCCUCAUCUCCUCCAAGGACUGCCGAAGCAACUUCAAAAACCAGCCCCCAACCAGAGUCUCCAGAAUCACCUCAGCCCCCUAAAAGUAACUACAAAAAUGGCACAGUGAUGGCACAAGACUUGCCUGAGAUGUUAGACCUUGCUGGGACCCGCUCUAGACUGGCUUCAGAUAACACUGACCCCGAGAUCAUCCGGAGACAAUCAAUUCAAGCAGAUGCUCCUGCUUCCACCGAUGACCCCAUGGCCAGCUUAGCUUCAGGGGAGCAGAGUCCUGGAUCUAGAAAGAGUGACAGUCAACUGGAAGAGAUGGGCUAUUGUGUAUUCAGCGAAUAUUCCGGGCCCAUGCCAUCUCCUGCAGAUGUGUUCAGCCCCACGGACACCUCUGCACAAGUAUUCACCCCCUCUGUCUUGGAGGAGAAAGUGGCUGAACAGGCAAGGAAAUUAGCAGUUAGAGAUAUGUCUGAGGAUGACAAGAACCAGACAUCAGGAGCUGCUGAUGAAGAUGAGAGGACAGACCAGAAGCAAGUGGAGAAAGAAGAUUCUGUUGAAGAAACAAGCAAAGAUGUUAAAAAUGAUCAACCGUCAAAAUCUGUAAGCGAGGCCCCAGUCGCUCAACCAAUCGACACUUUUGUGACGCCGACUGUUACCGUUACUCUAGAAGAAUGUGAAAGGUCAGCGAGCGAGACUGAACGUCAAGGCAGCUGUGAAGGCUCGGCAUCUGAAACCGAGAUCGCAGACUAUGAGAGGCAGAUCCGCAAACUUGAAAUGGAGGACAGGCCUCUGAGUUUGGAGGAGGAGCGAGAACUGCAGGAGCUUCGGGAGAAGGUGAAACUGGUACACCAGGAAGCCUACGAGGAGGUGGAUGCUGAGGAUGUGUACCAGCUGACUGGCAUGGCCAAGGACCGGAUUGCCAGACCUGUCAAAACCUCACCUACUUCAUCCGUGGAGAGCAACAUUGAUGAUGACAAGCUGCUCUCCCCAGUACUCUCACCCUCCAAACUUAAACAAAGAGAACUGUAUGGUUCUCCCAAGAGAACACCUUCACCUGUAUUAGGAAUAAAUAGAGAUGAGAGGGACGAGGCAGAAAGAAAAAUGAAAGAAGAACAGGAGAGAGAAGCAGCUGAGAGGAAAAAACAGGAAGAAGAGAGAAAAAUCGAAAAAGAGAGAAUGGAGAAUGAGUUGAGAGAAAAGGAAGAGAAAGAAAAGAUAGAGAGGGAACUGAAAGAAAAGGAAGAAAGCAAGAAAGUGUCAGAGGUGGAAAUAAAGGACCUGCCAGUGGAAGUAGAAGCAAGACAGCAAGAAGAAAAAGCUGCCAUAAAUCACGCCGAGGAAGAGGCUGGAAACCUGAAAGAGAAAAGUGAGGAAGAUGGAUUGAAGAAAGCCGGUGCAGAGAUGGAAGUGAUGAAGGAGAUCCCCGAGACCCACGCCGCCAUUGAAUCAGUGGUGAUGGUUGAAGAUGAUUUUAUCACUGUGGUCCAGACAAUCGAUGAGGCAGAAGAACCGGGACACAGCGUUCGGUUCUCAGCGCCUCCUGAGGCUGAAGCCCUUUGUGUCGCUGCCCGAAAAGAAGAUGAAGAAGAAGAAGAAGAGGAGGAGUCUGUGGAGCUGGCCCAGGAAGCAGACAUGGAGGCAGCCAGUCUUGAAGAAGUGGGCGAUGUUCCUGAAUCCCUUGCCUCCCCAGUAAGGGAUGCUCAGCCCAUAGAAACAGAAGGGCCGACAGAAAGCUAUGACAGAGAUGAAACCACAGUAGACGACUCCAUCCUGGACAGUUCCUGGGUGGACACACAAGAUGAUGAUAAGAGUGUGGUAACAGAGCAGAUUGAGCCUUUGCCCAAGGUGCCUAGUCCAGUCAAAAAGCCUCCUGUGGUCCAGAGCAAGCAAACACAACAGCGGAAGAUGGAGAGACUGGAAAAACCUGUUAAACCCAAGACCAAAGCAGGGCGAGCUAAGGGACGGACCUCCACACCUGAACGCAAACCUGUCCGCAAAGAACCUGUCUACAUCCCCAGGGAGGAGAUCAAGAAGAAAAAAGCUGUCAUAAGGAAGACUGAGCUCACCAAAAAAGUGGAGGCUCAGACUCUAUCUCCAUCCAAGAGGGGUGGGGUGAAGCCAGCAGUCCGCCAGACCCGUCCAGCCCAACACCACUCCUGCCCCAGAAGGAGACCCACAGAGAGCCUACCAGACAAUCGCCCGCCUCUCAGUGUUGCCAGAAAGUCUCGUGACCGAGCAUCGGAUGGUGCAUCGCGAAGCCCAGACAAGCGGUCCUCUCUGCCACGUCAUGGCCACUAUCUGAGUCGCCGUGGGUACCACGAACAUGAAGAGAGUUCUACUUCUAUCACCAGCUCUGGGUCUACGGCUCCCCGCAGACCCACAUCAUUUCGGACUGAGAUGAGGGCAGAACACAGGAUAGGACGAGCACCUAGUAUGACAGUUACAGAAUCAGUGCGCUCCCGUUCAGCUCGCAGUGGCCACUCCACCCCCCGCACCCCUGGCUCCACAGCCAUCACCCCUGGAACCCCCCCCAGCUACUCAUCUUCAAGGACUCCUGGGACCCCACGCUCCCUCAGUUUGAUUUCUCAGGAGAGGAAGGUGGCCAUCAUCCGCACCCCACCCAAGUCACCCGCAACCACUCCCAAGCAACUCCGCAUCAUCAACCAGCCACUGCCUGACUUCAAGAACAUCAAGUCUAAGAUCGGCUCCACAGAGAACAUCAAGUAUCAGCCCAAAGGAGGACAGGUUCUCAUCCCCAGUGUUAAACUGGACUAUAGCCAUGUUCAGUCUAGGUGUGGUUCCUUGGACAGGCGAGGCUACUCAGCAGGAGGUGGAAACGUGCAAAUACAGAACAAGAAAAUUGACUUGAGCCAUGUGACUUCCAAGUGCGGUUCUCUAGACAACAUCCAUCAUCGGCCAGGGGGUGGCAAUGUGCGUAUAGAGAGUGUGAAGUUGGACUUCAAAGACAAAGCCCAAGCCAAGGUGGGUUCCCUGGAUAAUGCUCAUCACAUUCCUGGUGGAGGCCAUGUCAUGAUUGAGAGCCAUAGGUUGACAUUUCGAGACCACGCGAAGGCCAGGGUGGACCACGGAGCGGAGAUCAUUGUCCAGUCGCCUGGUCUGUCCGGGUCUGUGUCACCUCACCGCCACCGGGAAAGCCACCUAUCAUCCUCCGGCAGUCUUAACAUGAUGGAGUCACCACAGUUAGCGACCUUGGCUGAGGAUGUCACUGCAGCUCUGGCCAAGCAGGGUUUGUGAACACUGGAUCUGUGGAUUGCCCCUCUUCACCCCAAGACGUCCUCAUCCUCAGCCUUUUAAACUUUUCUGCCCUCUCCUGCCACCCUGAGGCAGAGUGAUUAUCACUACUGCUCAGCUAAACCACAGCCUCUAAACUGCUUUCUUUCAAGAUCUUUCAACAUCACUCAACUCUAAGUAGAGACUCGAGUUAGGAGCUACUGUAAUUUGUUCCUCUUUAUUCUGUUCGCUGUAUCUUUUAAUCCCAAACACGCUUUUUCUAAUUUAUUUAGUGGAUCUCCUCCUUUGAAUGAUGUUGCAUAGAGUAAAAUAAGUAAUGGUACUAGAUUAAGUCGGAAAACUGCUUCACAUUGGCUUCACUGAUCUUGGAUCAAUGUUUUAAAGAAGCUACAACCUUUUUUCUACUUUAAAUAACAAUAAUGUGACCAGUACACCAUGCUGCACGUAUUGUUCUUGCUCAGUUAAUGUGCAUGGACGCCGGGUCCCCCAACAAAACAAGCACCCUUAUUGCAAGUCAUCACUGUCAUCCAAUAUAUAAUAUAUUCAACAAAUAUAUAUAAACAUGUAUAAAAUACAAGUUUUUGCCAUCUUCAUGUCCUCAAAACAUUUUAAAAGGAAGUGGCAAUAUGGCUAUAAAAUAUAACUAAAAUUGCAUUUAUGCAAGAACCAGGUCAUGUUAUGACAAGCAUGUAUGGAUUCAAAUAUCAAAAGAGGCUAUUUUGUAUUUAAAAGAACUGGAUUUUAGUAAGUUAUUUCCUCAUUUAUUGGAUAAAGAUUAAACAAGUUCAUGUUUUGUAGUUAAUAGUUCUUCACAGUGUAAUGCUUGGUGACAAUGUCAGAAAGCUGAUUUGGUGUUGCUGUGGAAUGAAUCUCAGUCCUGUUGAUGGGCAUCGCUCCUAUUUGUUCAGCAGUUCUAGCCUGUUCAUACAUCAGAAAAAUAUCAAACACUGGAGCUCAUUCCACAAACCUCCGUCCUCUGAAGGUACCUUGUCUCUACAGCUGUGGACAAACACGGAUGAACAGUACAAACAUAUCUCCAUAUAUGCAGGCUUGACGUUGCACUCACCAGGACUGACUGUUGUCUGAGCCACAGGAGAAGAUGCUGAUGCUACAACUUGCACCCUGAUACUUAGCAGAAGAAGCCGCUACUCCAAAAUCUGUCUGUGUGUGUGUGUGCGUGUGUGUGUGUGUACAUUUGGUGCAGAUCCUGUGCCGUUUUACAAGAGGAUGCUACCGUAUCUGGAUGUUUUGUUGCAAUGUUUGGGGAUGAAGAAGUUGGAUAGAAAAAAAAACAAAAAACAAACAAAAAAAAAAGUUUGAAAAACUAAAAUGACACUUAAUGAAGAAAAAAGUAGGCUGACUCAGAGAGAUCAGCCAGCUUCUGCUAUAUCUGUUAGGACAAAGUGUUUGGGUGAUCUAGUUUCUUUUUCAGACACCGUUUGUGGUAUAACCUGCCUUCUCCCUACUUACUGCCCCUAACUGCACCUGUUUGUUUGCUUCUGUGUUUUUUCCGCAUUCCCCAUCUUCGUGUGCCUCUUCCCCUGCCCCCUGCUCCACCCUACAGCGACUGUAAAUGUAUUUAAAAAGGUCAAGUAGAUGUAUGCAGUUUUUCUCUUGUUGAUAUGACACCAAAUACAAUAAUUAAUGACAAUAAAUACAAAAA